AUGACUGAGACCGUCAGCAAAUUGCCAUCCUUGCUUCGACCGGCUUUUAUGCUGUUCCUCGGUGACUUCAUCUAUAUCGACGUUCCCCAGCGCUUUGGCUCGUCUGUAUCACAUUACCGCAGUGAAUAUCGUCGUGUGUAUUCUUCUCCCUCGUGGUAUUCCCAUGGUGAUAACCCGGCCAUCGACCUGCCGUGGAUACACACUCUAGACGACCAUGAGAUUGAGAAUGACUGGUCGAAGGGCAACAAUACAGCUCCCUAUUUGGCUGCUGCUGACCCCUAUAUCCAUUACCACGUCAGUGUGAACCCCCCGAUCCCAGCCACUCCUUUUGCCAAGCCAGAAAACACAACCUAUUUCUCUUUCAUCAACGGCCCGGCGUCAUUCUUCAUGUUGGAUACCCGCACCUAUCGCUCCGAGCCCGCCCAACCGGACUCUACCAUUCUUGGCUCAGCGCAACUGCAGUCCUUGCUUGCAUAUCUGUCUCGUCCUGAACCAGCCGAAGUGCGUUGGAAGAUCGUCGCCUCCAGCGUUCCAUUUACUAAAAACUGGCGCGUCGGCACGACCGACACAUGGGGUGGGUUUUUGAACGAGCGUCGCACAGUGUUUGAAGCCAUGUGGCGCGCUGAGCGAGAGCUGGGAAUUCGUAUCAUCCUGCUCAGUGGAGACAGACACGAGUUCGGGGCGACCCGAUUCCCUGAUCCUACAUUUGACUACACGCCCGAUGAACUUCUCCCCGAUACCGCCGGAGAAGGCCUGCACGAAUUCAGUGUCGGUCCGCUCAGUAUGUUCUACCUGCCCAUCCGGACCUACCAUCAAACCGACAAUGAAGAUGUCACGGUCAAAUACAUCCCAACCGGUAACACCAAGUACGGAUUAAUCGAUAUCGACAUCCGCGAUGAGACCGUACUCAUCAGUGGCAGGACGGCAACCGUACCCAGUUCCGUCCUUACCUACUCACUCUAUGUUGACAACGAUGUCGCCUGGAAAUAUAGUCUCAGCGUCCCACUUCCCGGGUAUGAGGAUGUUGCCUCGGCUGCCUCUGUCAGACACCCGCGACUCCUGCCAGGUAAAGUCCUUGAGGACAACCGUGAACUAGUUGGAUGGAGUGCCCAGCUCAGAGCCGUCCUUAGUCAGGUGGAGGAAGUAAGAGGACAGCUAGUUAACCAGUUUAGGGCUCAAGUCUCUAAACUUUUGGAUAGAACGGGAACAGCAGAAAGACUCGACUGA
Messenger RNA from Aspergillus oryzae RIB40, 1227 nucleotides. Its product is annotated as alkaline phosphatase family protein. The transcript has a single exon. The record is from RefSeq and is a predicted model, not a curated record. NCBI's taxonomy places the organism in Eukaryota, Fungi, Ascomycota, Eurotiomycetes, Eurotiales, Aspergillaceae. The coding region runs from base 1 to 1227 and encodes 408 amino acids.